AUGGGUUCAAUUUCAACAGCAGAGCAGCAACAAAUGAAGAAGCCAUCAUUUCCAGCUGAGGCAAACACAUUAGAAUUUGCCAAAUCACUUGAUGCAAAGGAUCACCUUCGUUCUUUUCGAGAGAAAUUUUUCAUCCCUUCAAAAACAAACAUUAAAUCAAAGACUCUAUCGAAGCCAGAUAAUAAUGAUCCAAGCAUCUACUUCUGCGGAAAUUCGCUUGGGCUCCAGCCUAAAGCUGUAGCAGAAUAUCUUCAAGUUCACCUCAACACGUGGGCAACAAUCAACGUUCAUGGACACUUUAGAAAACUUGAAGGUUCACCCAUGAUACAAUGGCAACUGCUUGCCGAACAUGCAGCAGAACAGGCAGCUCCAAUUGUCGGAGCGUUGCCUUCAGAGGUUGGUAUUAUGGGCAGUCUUACCACGAACCUGCAUUUGUUGAUGGGCAGCUUUUACACACCUACCGCGUCCAAGAACAAGAUUAUUAUGGAGUGGAAAUCAUUUCCCAGUGAUCAUUUCGCUAUCGAGUCUCAGAUUAGAGCACAUGGGUACGAUCCUAAGGAAUCAAUGGUCAUGGUCGGUCCUGAUGAGGGAAGCUAUGAACUCUCGACGGAGAAGAUUCUCUCAUUCAUUGAUGAGCACGCUUCAACCGCUGCGCUACUUCUGCUGCCAGGCAUCCAGUAUUACACUGGCCAGUACUUUGAUAUGAAGACCAUCACCAAAUACGCGCAAGACAGAGGCUUAAUCGUCGGUUGGGACUUAGCUCAUGCGGCUGGAAAUGUUCCUGUGCAGUUGCAUGACUGGAAUGUGGAUUUUGCGGUCUGGUGCACGUACAAGUACAUGAAUGCCGGACCAGGUUCCAUUGGUGGAUUCUUCGUUCACCAGAGACAUGGAAAAGUUGAUUACGUGGAUGAUAAGCCAAUUUUCAGACCCAGAUUAUCGGGAUGGUACGGCGGUGAUCAAACCGGACGGAUGGCAAUGGACAACAGCUUCCGCCCAAGUCCAGGAGCCAGCGGAUAUCAGGUAUCAAAUCCAUCCGCUGUAGACUUGGCAUCACUUUGUGCCGCACUUUCAGUUUUGAACCAGACCUCCAUGGCGGACAUCCGGAAAAAGUCCGUCAAAUUGACUGCAUACCUCGAAUAUUUGCUCCUUUUCAGCUCAAGUGACAAUUUCAAGAUCAUCACCCCUUCGGAUCCUGAUGCUAGAGGCACGCAGCUCAGUGUUCUUCUGAAACCAGGCCGCAUGGAUACACUUAUGGAUAUGCUGGAGAAUGAAGGAAUCACAAUUGAUAAGAGGAAACCGAAUGUAAUUAGAGUUGCGCCUGUUCCGCUGUACAACACGUAUGAAGAUGUAUGGCGGUUCGUGCAAAUUUUCAACCAGGCUAUGGCAAAAUUUUGA
Molecule: messenger RNA, 1395 nt
Organism: Lachnellula hyalina
Lineage: Eukaryota; Fungi; Ascomycota; Leotiomycetes; Helotiales; Lachnaceae
Gene: bna5
Product: Kynureninase
Exons: 3
Coding region: 1-1395 (464 amino acids)
Biological process (GO): NAD+ biosynthetic process
Cellular component (GO): cytoplasm
Molecular function (GO): kynureninase activity; pyridoxal phosphate binding
Source: RefSeq, a predicted model, not a curated record